This is a messenger RNA of Fundulus heteroclitus (mummichog), 3049 nucleotides long. It is a transcript of the gene slc25a44a, whose product is annotated as solute carrier family 25 member 44a. Gene Ontology annotation, molecular function: branched-chain amino acid transmembrane transporter activity. Bases 228 to 1181 code for a protein of 317 amino acids. The record is from RefSeq and is a predicted model, not a curated record. Gene Ontology annotation, cellular component: mitochondrion. Gene Ontology annotation, biological process: branched-chain amino acid catabolic process; transmembrane transport. Lineage: Eukaryota; Metazoa; Chordata; Actinopteri; Cyprinodontiformes; Fundulidae. The transcript is spliced from 4 exons.
AAAGAGGACGAAGAAGAAGGCCGUGUUUGUUCAGAGCAGUAAUGGACGAAAGACACGACCCACCAUCGUGUUGCAGCAGCAGAACAGGCCGUCCCAGUGUAAACAAACAACUGCGCUGCUCUAACGACAGUGGCCGGGGACGGUGAGCUUCGUGUGUCUUCGGGUAUGACGGAAGCGGCGGGAUUUAGGAGCGCCAAGCUGUGGCUUUAGGGCCCCCGACCGGCACCAUGCAGCAGAAAGGCGCCAUCCAGAUUAUCGAAUGGGAGGACCUGGACAAGAGGAAGUUCUACUCCCUGGGGGUGUUCAUGACGCUGACCACCCGGGCCACCGUCUACCCGGCCAGCCUGAUCCGGACCCUGCUGCAGGUGCAGAAAGGGAAGGCGUUGUACACGGGCACCUUCGACGCCUUCUUCAAGAUCCUGCGGACGGAAGGCGUGCGCGGCCUCUACCGGGGCUUCAUGGUCAACACGCUGACGCUGGCGUCCGGACAGGCGUACAUCACCACCUACGAGCUGGUGCGCAAGUACGUGUCCCACUACUCGCCGAGUAACACCGUCAAGUCGGUGGUGGCGGGGGGCGCGGCGUCGCUGGUGGCUCAGACCAUCACCGUGCCCAUCGACAUAGUGUCCCAGCACCUGAUGAUGCAGGGCCAGGGGGAACACCUGACGCGCUUCAAGGUCAAGCCCAAGGUCAUGCUCUCCACGGCCAAACACAAACCCAACUUCGGCCAAUCGCGGGAAAUCACCGUGCAGAUAUUUGCAGUCGACGGGUUCAGGGGGUUUUACAGGGGCUACGUGGCGUCGCUGCUCACGUACAUCCCCAACAGCGCCCUCUGGUGGCCUUUUUAUCACUUUUACUCAGAAAAAUUGUCUUUAAUGGCACCAAGUGGGUGUCCCCACCUGAUUCUGCAAGCUGUGGCCGGACCAAUGGCGGCAGCGACCGCCUCCACCAUCACAAACCCCAUGGACGUUAUUCGUGCCAGAGUGCAGGUGGAGGGCCGGUCGUCCGUCAUAGAGACCUUCAAGCAGCUGCUGGCGGAGGAGGGCAUCUGGAUGAUGACCAAGGGGCUGUCGGCCCGCAUCAUCUCCUCCACGCCCACCUCGGUGGUCAUCGUGGUCGGAUACGAGACGCUGAAGAGGCUGAGCCUGCGCGACGAUCUGAUUGAGACCAGACACUGGUGAAAGACAGCGAGGCCCGGCGGGGGGGGGGGGGGGGGGGGGGGAGUGGGCGGGGCCAGAGCAGCCUUUCAGCAGGCGGUGACCCAGAUCUGUCCUGUGCUGUUUAGCUCUGUUCUUUUUAAAUGUGAGCCCGAAGAGAAAUCAUCCCCAGACAUAAGAGGAAGCAACUGGAAGGUGCUGAAGCCUGUUUAUUUUUUUUCCUUUUUACUGUCUGAUCUGUUGCCGUGGUCCGUGAUGAAACAAGCGAGAAGCGUUUCCGCCUGUUAGGCAGACUGCCGGACCCAACGGUUCUCGCUGUCCUGUGAUUUGCUGUACUAUUUGUGAAUGAUCCCCAUUGAAAUGUGUAGCAGGUACUGGCUUCUAGUUCAUGGUGCCGUCUCACUGUAUCACCCAGCUAGGUCUGGACAGAACAGAGAGGGGAGGAAAAAUCUGAGUUUUAAUCGAGACAAAUGUUUGGACCGGUCCGUAACUUUGUGUGCUGAAAAAGACGUUGCUUUCAUUCUGCUUCACUGUACAGAUAAUCCUCAGCCCCCCGGCUCUCCAGUCCACAUGGGUUUAUUUUGGGGUGUGCCAGGGAUGCUUAUCAGCGCUAUGCAGUCCAAAGCUAAACGUGUUUCUUCAAAACUUGGCAAAAAAAGUCCAGUUUGUAGCGAGCGUGGAUGGGACCCUAACCGUGUCGUGGGCAGGAGGGUGCCGGGUUUCAGAACCUCAGGGUCUCAUCUUUCCUUUCUGCAGACCAUGUGGUUCUGUUGGCUUCUUCAACCCGAGACCUUUAAGUGUUUGAUUAGAGUCCAGUCCUGUCAGUCUAAGGAAACGGGUGGAUUCCUCCUUCCAGACCGAGCCUCAGUUUCUGUCUCAAGCAGGGAUUGGAGUGUCUGUCAGUGGCAGCGGCGGCGUAGAGGACAGAAUCCAGCCUCGUCUCGCUGCCACUACUCCAGCCUGGUGUGGCGAAGGAAGCAAAGGGCCGAUUCAGGGCAACACGGCGGAGAGCGGCAAACAAGCGGCUGAAGUGGGCCUCAUCCUGAGGGUGGCUGGAGUCAGGCUCCUCCUGUCUAGUUCAGCCAUCCAGUCAGGUUCCCCUCUAUGUGUCUCGGUUAGAUUUUCCCAGCAUGACCAACAGAAAGGGACCUGGUACAGACCCUGAACUCUGGAACACCUGUGGAUCCCCCAGGACGAUGAAGGAGAGGCAUGUCUGGGUUCCCUCAUGCUGCCGCUGCCCUGAUGACCCAACGGAUGGACGUCUGCAGCAAAUCUUUUUACUUCUGAUUAUUUUAGCAGGUUGCCUCUUUUUAUAGGGGCGCCUCUGUUACACGUUUAACGCGUAUAUUUCUAUCUAUUAAUGCCUUGUAGAGCGCUGGUAAUGUCGUGCAUCGCUGCUGUUGAAGUGUUCACUAUGAGGGAGAGUUAACCACAUUACCAGUUCAAUGGUAGCCAGGGUCCCUCAGCCUGAUUUCACACAUUUCUACCUAGGCCCUAAACAGUAUGGGACUGAACACGGUGGUUUUCCUAUGGAGCACGACUCCCGGUGAGAAAUCUGAUCAUCCUGAGGACUGUGACUCCUCGUGGUUUCAUGGGGGACACCCUUCAGAUGAGGAUGGCAGCAACACGCAGCCUGGUUUCCUACGCCGCCUUCAGAGUUGACUCUUAUGUUUGGUACGUCAGUCAGUCUCUGCUGGCGGCUUCAGCCUCACUGCCAGCUCAGAGCCGACGUUGUGCUUCAUCUCUGUUCAGGUCAAGUACAGUGUUUCAGUGAAUACGAGUCUUUUGAUAUUUCUGUGAUCCAUAACACAUUAAAUGAAUGUGUUGACAUUGUAUUAAAUGUAUAGAGUACCAGUUGGAUUAAAAUAAAUAAACGCAGCGUUUUAAACUGA